AUGCGCCGGGCAUGCGAGGCCCCAGUAAAGCCUCGCCGACGACACAAUGCCAGAAAUGCCUACAACGAGAUAUGGACCGCGCAAGACCGCCCAUAUAAGCCUCGGCCUUCGCGCACUCAGCAAUUGCUUAAUCCCAAGCUGAUGCAAAAGCUUUCAACUGAAAACCCCAAUACACUACUUGAAUCCAACGGUGUAGCGGAUGGUAUCCUUGCAAAGCGGGAUGAGGAGCGCGGUCGAAAGAGAGAUAUCAAUGGAGAAGGUGCUUCUGGACAGUCGCCCAGGCGCGCAAGAUCGCUUUCUACACACUCGGUUGACUCAAUCUCAACCGUAUCGACGAAUCGCUCCGCUUCACGCUCACCUGCUCCUCGAAGCUCACGCGGCGGAGGCGACAAAGGAAACUCAGCGUCCCCAGCCGCAUCCAAGUCUCGAAAGAGAAGAUAUAGUGACUCGGCAGAUAGCUAUUCUGCUUCUUCUUACUCAUCGGGUGCAAGGCACCGAUCCAGGUCCAGAGAGUGGACUGAGGACCGGAAUAUUCGCCGACGACGCCGGGAAAGCAGCCCGGAGCAGCGUGGGAGAAAGCGGGACUCAGAGGCCCAAGACUCUCGACGAGAGAGGCGCAGCCAAAGCGUGGAAAGUCCUCGGCCCGCAAAGGAGCGCCGUUCAAUGACUCCAGAGGCUAAGCAAGACCGCUCUGGUCGACGCUCCUACCGAGAUCGAGAAAACCCACCCACCCAAACACAAGGAGGACGACCCAGACAGGAACCUCGAGGGCGGCCGGAUCCACCUCGUCAACGCAGCAUGAGUCCAUACAGUAAGCGUCUGGCAUUAACCCAGUCGAUGAAUGUUAGACGGUAA
This is a messenger RNA of Penicillium manginii, 855 nucleotides long. RefSeq lists its product as uncharacterized. The transcript is spliced from 3 exons. The coding region runs from base 1 to 855 and encodes 284 amino acids. Lineage: Eukaryota; Fungi; Ascomycota; Eurotiomycetes; Eurotiales; Aspergillaceae. The record is from RefSeq and is a predicted model, not a curated record.